AUGGCGCUCGGAUCGUCCGAUGAGUCGGCCAAAACACCACAGUCUCCGAAACCCGAAACCAUAUCCAUCAACAGACUGAAAAGCCACCUCUGCGCCGAGCUAGCCACCUCUCAUGCAGAUAUUCUCCUGUUGACCUGCUGUAUCAUCUCAGGCCUCGUCGAUAGCACAGUCUACAAUGCAUAUGGCACCUUCGUGUCAAUGCAAACGGGCAAUACAAUCUUCCUCGGCCUCGGUGGUGCCACGCCCCACUCAACCUCUAAACCCUACGGCUGGGUCAAAUCCUUCCUCUCCAUCACGUCCUUCUGUCUCGGCUGCUUCGUCUUCAGUCUCGCUUCCCGUCUGCUCACGCCACUCCGCCGCUCGACCCUUACCGCCUCUUUCGUCCUUCAAUCCCUGAUCAUCGUCGUGGCCGCUGCGAUAAUACAAGGGGGUGUUGUGAACGGAAGCUUGCACACAAUCACCGCCGACAUCAACUGGAGAGAACUCUUGCCGAUAGCGCUUCUGUCUUUUCAGAGCGCGGGGCAGAUAGUCGGGAGUCGUGUGCUAGGGUUCGCGGAAGUGCCGACGGUUGUCUUGACAAGUAUGUUGCACGAUAUCUCGACGGACCCUGCUCUCUUGGGGCCGCUGAGGCAGAACAUGAAGAGAAAUAGACGAAUUCUGGCCUUUGCGGGAAUACUUGCGGGUGCUGUUGCUGGGGGCUUUAUUUCAGAAAGUACCAAGAGGAUGCAGGUUCCGCUUUGGAUUGCAGGUGGCAUCAAGUUUCUCAUAGCGAGCGCUUGGAUCGUAUGGCCUGAAAAGGAGACUAACGCGGUAUAG
Letharia columbiana is the source of this 816-nucleotide messenger RNA. RefSeq lists its product as uncharacterized. Bases 1 to 816 code for a protein of 271 amino acids. The transcript is spliced from 2 exons. Lineage: Eukaryota; Fungi; Ascomycota; Lecanoromycetes; Lecanorales; Parmeliaceae. The record is from RefSeq and is a predicted model, not a curated record.